AUGCCUUCUAAGAAGAGACCUGAGAACAAGAUUCCUCUCUUCACCAUCGGAGGUUACAGCAAGAAUGUGACUGUCUGUAAACCAGGAAGUGACCAUCGGGAUCGUUCUCUUUCCAUCCAUUCCUGUCCACUGCUCAUGGCACUCCGAGGCUGCUUGGCUGGUGAAAACCCAGCCAGAGAACUCCUGACCUUUCCUGUGAGACCCUUGACCCCUGGUGGAAAAUUCACACUCCCACUGGGCCCAGGCACCUCCCUGCCUGACUUGGGGCCAGAUGACAUAGGAGUUGUGCAGAGCAUGCGUAUCUUCCCAGGACAGCAGAACAGCAGGGAAGAAAGUGGGUUCUCUGCCCAAUCGCCCCCAAAGAGCCACACAGUUCCGCGCGCGUCGCUCGUCGCCCCUGUGCAACGCCAAAGGUUCCCGGAGCGCGCCGGCUCCGGAGGCUUCUCGGCGCCCCGCCCAGGGAACCGUCCCUUCCCAGCCUCUCGCAUCGCGCCGACCCGACGCCGGUCUCCCACCCUUCGGGAGCGUCCCCGCGGCCUGCAGAGGCGAGGCGGCGCGGCGGCAGUCUCGGGAGGCGAGCCGGGGACGCCUCCGCACCCUCAGAGCGCCAGCCGCCCGCCUCCGGCCUUCGCAGCCAUCUUCUGCGCGGGCGGGCGCUUCUACGACGGGACCCCGCCUGCGGGGCUGGCGGCCGAGGCCCACGUGAAGAUCUGUCAGCGCUCCGAGGGCGCGGAGCGCUUCGCCACCCUGUACAGCAGCCGCGACCGCAUCCCCGUGUACUCGGCGUUCCGCGCGGCGCGCCUCGCGCCCGGCGGCGCCGAGCCCCGCUGGCUGGUGGAGCCGCAGAUUGACGAUCCCACCAGCAGCCUGGAGGAGGUGACUGAUGAGGCUGAUGCCAUUGCCUCCGUGAACAACCUGGGAAGCAAGCAAGCCCUGAGUGCAGAUUACGUGGAUUCUGAUUACCAAAGAGGACAGCUGUACCCCUUCUCCCUUGGCAGUGAUUUCCACGUGGCCACGUUCGCUCUCACGAAUGCCGCUCCAAUGACCCCGUCCUUCCGGGAGCGGUGGUACAUGAAUCUCAACAGCCUAAUGGACCGCGCCCUGAGCCCUCAGUGUGGCGGUGGGGAAGACCUGUAUAUCCUCACGGGCGCUGUGCCCUCCGACCGCAGAGUUCAUGGCAAAGUGUCCGUCCCUGCGUUUGUUUGGCUGGCGGCCUGUUGCGCCGUCCCUGGCGGCGGCUGGGCCAUGGGCUUUGUCAAGCACACCCGGGACGGUGACGUCAUAGAGGACGUGAUGGUGAAAGAACUGGAGAAACUGCUUCCGUUUAACCCUCAGCUGUUCCAGGACAACUGCGGGGAAACCGAGCAAGACACGGAGAGAAUGAAAAAAAUCCUGGAAAUGGUUAACCAGGUCCAGGACGAAGAGCGAACGGUGCAAUCAGAAGAGGGCGCUAGUGCCCGCUCUGGCACAAAGAGCGAGAGCUCUGCUCUGCUGCCCCCAGAGGCACCUGAGGAGCCGAGGAGCUUUUUGGGCAAGUUUAUAGGCCUGUUUGCGACCCCCUUCAUCAAACUUUUCCAGUUACUUUAUUAUCUUGCAAUGGGCAUCCUGAAGAACAUCAUGUACUUCCUCUGGUUUGUUACUAAGCAAGUGAUUACUGGUAUAGAAAGUUGCCUUUACCGCCUGGGUUCAGCCACCAUCUCUUACUUCUUGGCCAUUGGGGAAGAGCUGGCGAGCAUUCCCUGGAAGGUUCUCAAAGUCAUGGUCAAAAUCAUCAGAGCCGUUCUCCGGAUCCUUUGUUGUCUGCUGAAGGCCGUUUGCCGCGUGCUGGGCAUUCCUGUCCGAGUCCUUGUGGAUGUGGCCACGUUCCCUGUGCACACCAUAGGAGCGGUUCCCAUUGUGUGCAGGGACAUUGCAGUGGGCCUCGGUGGGACCAUCUCUUUGCUCUUUGAUGCUGCUUUUGGUACUAUGGGUGGCCUAUUUCAGGUUUUUUUUAAUAUCUGCAAGAGGAUUGGCUAUAAGGUUACUUUUGACAAUUCUGGGGAGUUCUAGAACUCAAAAAAACUACUAGUGUCUAGUUACAGUGAAUCUGAUUCUUUUUAAUAGAGAAAUCUGGAAUAUUUUGUCUUUGCAGUGGGUUUCUGUUCACUGUCAAUUACCACUAUAUUUUGGCCUUUGGUAGGAGUAUUUGCAUGUUUUCGCAAAGGAACAUGGUAUAAUUGAGACUUGACCUAAGAGAAAGAUUGGGGGUGGGAUUAUGUGUAGGACAUCUUUGAUCUGGGCAGACUUCCACAGCGUUAGAAUCUUUAUUCACUCUGCCACAGAUAGACCCCCUGAGAUUCUCUGGUGUUCACUUGUGAUAAUUAAGAAUUACAGAGAAGGGUUAGAAUUAGAAGGCAACUUCCAAGAAUUUUGAAGCAAAAGAGAAAGGAAUCUUGUAUCUGUAUUCUCUGAGACUUAAGGCCUCAGAUGCCUACAGAUGAGGCUACAGAUGAUGUUGGUUGAUUUCAUUUUCAUUUGUUUCUUUCUCUCCAAAUCAGCUGACCUUGGGAAUGUUGAAAAAUAACUUUCUUAGGGAUAAAGAAUUUGCUCUAUCCCUUAGCUUUCCAUGGCUUCCAAGGACUUGUAAGGGUGCUUUUCUUUUUUCCUCCAAAGAUGAAUUUUGCUGCAUUUUUCUUUUAGGUGGUGAUAAACAUUUUAUGUUAAAUGUGGUAUAACAAAGUUUGAAUGUGAGGGCAACAUAUUUUUGCCCUUUGAACAGUGUAAAAUAGUCCUCUCGGGUGUAAAGAGAAUUGCAAGGGUCAGAGAGAGCCCUGCUCUGAGUCAGUGCUGCAGGUCUGAGAACCUCCUUAGCCAAGCUUGGAUUAACUUGACGUAGAUUAAAUCUUUCACUGACAAGAAUGAGCACAGAGACUGACAUGUUAAGUUAGUAUGAAAAUUUGUAUUCUUUCAUAUUCUCCAUCAGUCUUUGUUAGCCAUCAGGGAAGUACCCAUUACCGUAAAGCACUCACACCUCUGUCCUUAAAUGAUUGUUUUGGUUUAAGUGUGUACAAAAGAGCCACAAAAGAAAAACUAUUCUACCUAUCUCAGAAGAAAAGUCCAUAUCCAUAUGUAUUUAAGUUUAUAUAGGUAUAAACUUGAUUAAGAAUCACUAUGUCUUAGGAAAUUAUUUUUCUCAUGUGUUUGAGGCUAGAAAACAUAAUGCAAAUUUGACUUGAGAGCUAAUUCCUUUUUUUUUUUUUUUUUUUUAUCAAGCACUAGCACUGGUCAUUUUAAAUUGUGCCCUGAAAGAGAAAGCAGAAUCUUCCAAACUUCGCUCUGCCUUCCACAGCUGAGCUGGAAUCAUCUGGGUUUUUCUGAGCAUUCUAAAGAGCUGCCAUGAGAUAGAAAGGGGCCAACUAUAAAAUACUGAUCUUGGGGAUGCAGGGUACCAUUCAUCUGAAAGUCAGUUGCCUUCACCUGGGAUCCAGAAAGGCAGCAAGAAGAGAAUAAUGGGCCAGUUAUUUGCAGCAAGUCAGAAAGACAAAUGUGAGUGCAGUGAGCUACAUUUUUCUGAAAAAUAAUUGAAUUGCACCCAAAGUAGAAGCAUAGCCAUCCUGAUCAACUGGGGGUACAGUGUUGGGGAUUACAAACAUCAGACUAGUCCAUGAUAGGGAGAUACAUGCUAGCUUUCUCCAAAACUCUUGAUCAGUUGUUUACCAAUACUUCUGUUCGUGAGUGUGCACAUCUGUAGUUGGGCUUCCCUUCUUUUCGGCAGCAUGAAGGUACGUGGAAGGGUGAGGGUUUGCCUUGGUACUAAAGGGUCAAGAAACCUGCUGGAUAGAAGGGAAUCUAACAAGAGAGAGGGUGUGGCCAGACCCUGAACUGAUGAAGACACCGAGGCACAGGGAGGUGCCUGGCUUGCCUUUCGGUUCUUUGCUGGCUGAUGACAGACCAGGAGCCAAGGUCUUCUGUGCAUGUCCUGCCACGCCUGGGAGGUCACAUGAUGUGGUGCAUGUGUGUUACUGCUCAGCUGCCUCCCUGGACCGUGGCGGGGUUUCUCCUUCAUCCAUCAAACAAAGUCUCGGCCCUGACUCGUCAGCUGGAUUCAGCCUGUGUGAUGAAAUGAUUAACCGUCCAUGCACAGCCUCAUGCUUACCGCCUCCCGCCGAAUCUGUAUUCCCUCAGUACUUAUUUGCAUACCGACAGGCCCAAAGUGGGCAUCUGUGGCAGCUUGAGCCCCUUGGCACCAUGCAAAGAACAGACAUCCAAACUGCUCCUUAGGAGUCAUUUGGUAAUGCCUUCUUUUUCACCUGUGGUUGUUUAGUGUCUUAUUUAUUUAUUCUUGUGUGGCCUUUUGUGAAGUCUGGGAAUGGAUAAUAAAGUAAAAUAUAUCCUUAAGGGUAGGUGGCUGAGGCCCUCCACUCUGGACCGUGAGGUUAGCUGUGCCUCUCGUUUACCGGAACUGGCCCUAGCAGGUAGCUGGACUACUGACCUUUCCCACCAAGCUACUUUGGGCUUUCAGGUGAGAAUUUGGAUUGAUGAACCCUGUCUCCGGCUUGAAGAUUUUUCUGUGGCUCUGUUGUGUUCUCAGGCCCAGGGGAGGUCAGCCAGCUCUUCAUUCUUAAGGAGCUAUUUUUCUGGUCUGUGGAUCAGCCACACCGUUGACAGUCCUGUUUUCCAUCGUGCCUUUUAAAUGUUGGCUUCUCACUCACCAUCACCACUUUCACCUAGGGAGUUGGGAGAAGGAACUAGAAUGAAGCACUCAUCAUUCAGUCAGCAUUUCAUCUAUCAGACGUGUAUUUUUGAACAUCAAGGUCACGGAGAUCAGCAAGACAUGGACCCCAUCUUGGAGGAGUUCAGAAAUCUCGUGGGGGGCGUACAUGGUACAAUGGAUAACCUGUAACACAUCACGGCUCGUGAUGCAGUGAAUGUAUUAGCGGCAUGCUUCCUGGAGAACGGGAGGAGAGCCCACAAAACCAUGGAAAUCAGGGAAGCCUUCAUGGAGGGUGUGACAAAAGCCAAUUGGACAUUUUCAAGCUAUGUACAAUGCUGUGCACCUUGCAAUGCUCAAUAAAGUAAUUAUUGACUACCCAUUA
This is a messenger RNA of Suricata suricatta (meerkat), 5075 nucleotides long. RefSeq names its product endonuclease domain containing 1 (gene ENDOD1). NCBI's taxonomy places the organism in Eukaryota, Metazoa, Chordata, Mammalia, Carnivora, Herpestidae. Gene Ontology annotation, molecular function: hydrolase activity; nucleic acid binding; metal ion binding. The coding region runs from base 1 to 2049 and encodes 682 amino acids. The transcript has 6 exons. The record is from RefSeq and is a predicted model, not a curated record.